AUGUCAGUAAUAGUAAUUGCAGUUGCAUCCGAUAGCGGAGUUCCUAUAUUUUCAAGAAAACGCGGCAAUAAUGAUAAUAUCCAGUUUUCAACUAUAGCGUCAUUACAUGGAAUAAAUAUGUUUACGAAAUGCCACAAUUUAUCAAUGCGAAAUACUGAAGUGGAUAGUGGAACUAUAAUAUGGAAAGAAUACUGUAAAAGUGUCACAUUAAUUGGUAUAGCAACUGGAGGACUUGAAUGUGAUUUAGAAUUGCUUCUUUCAUGUAUUCAUGAUGUAAUGAUCUUUUGCAUUGGCAAGAAGGAAUUAGAAAAUUUAAAGAAUAUUGAUCAAAUAAAAAGAGAUCUAAGGCAGUGUUAUCCAAUUCUUGAUUACUUAUUGGAAACAUUAGAUCCAAAUGCUAUGCCACAAUCAACAAUUGUCCUGGACUUUAUACAGAGUUUGCUGUGUCCUCAAGCACAACAAAUACAGCAAGUUCUAGAUAAUUAUGCACAAACAGUGACUGGUCGGUAUGCAUGUCUUACAAUUCAUGGACAUUUGGUUGCAUGUAGUUCAGACUUUUACGAAUUGGAUAUGAGAGAAGCAAGGCUACUUCUCUUACUUGCUACAACACAAGAUGGUGCUCCAUUGCGAGAUACACUAGUUUAUUUACCACAAAUGAGUCCUAAUGUAGCAUUCAGGGCAGUGACAUGCAAGCUUUUAGCAGAUGUAUAUGUACUAGUUAUAUGUGGAGCGACCCCUGCUUUGUCACAAAUAGAUGAAAUGGUCCUUCAGUGCUGGGAAGGUUAUGCACAAAUUAUAAAGGAAGCGAAAUUAAUAUACCCGAGAAACUUCCCAAUGAGCAUUUCCUUUGAUCCUGCUUUAUUAGGGAUCUUAGUAAUAAACAUAAAUAAGCGCAGAUGUGUGUUUUCCCGUCACGUGCACGGCUCGAACCAAAAGAACAGAGGGAUGUCUGGAGUCCACAGGAUUGAUAUACUGAGAACUUUCUAUGUAACCACUGCAAAGGAACUAGUGCCUGAACUCAAUGUGAAUGAGGAUAAAGAGUGUAUAGAAGGUGUUAUGAAUGAAACAUAUUGGUGUUCUGAAUAUCACAAAUGCCACGCACAACGCUCUGGUAACCUUCUAUGCUGUGCUCUGUACGCGCCGGCCGUGCCUAACCACACUAUGAGGUUAUUAACCUCACAAAUUCUGCAGGACUUAUCAACAAACAGAGAGAUUUACUGG
Messenger RNA from Brenthis ino (lesser marbled fritillary), 1221 nucleotides. The record is from the annotation of a GenBank genome assembly. NCBI's taxonomy places the organism in Eukaryota, Metazoa, Arthropoda, Insecta, Lepidoptera, Nymphalidae.